GUUUAGGGGAAUAUUCCUUUACCAAAGUCAACAUGUGUUAUAUCACGUUCAUAAACUCCUAACUUGCAACUCACAACUAACAUGCAACUCAUAAAUAAGAUUUAGUAGUCAUGCACCAUACAUUUUUAUUAAUAAAUUUCACACCAUAACGAACACUAUAAACUCUCAGAGUUCAGGAUCACAGACACAAUUUGUUUCCCUGUUACUAAGGAGCUGGCAGAAUUAUGCAGAGUCUUAUAAUAUAUCUCAUAGUUGUGGUUGUGUUCACAGUUGAAGCGAAAGACUGUGAUGACCAUGGCUAUUGUCCCUCAAAAUGGUACUGUAAAGAUGGAAAAUGUGCAAAGAUGAUUAAACCACCAGGGGCUUGUGAUAGAAGCGUAGAAUGUAUUGGAGGAUCCCAUUGUGAAAGUGUUGGCUGGUCUGAAUGGUUAAAUCAAGAUAAACCUAGUGGUAAGGGUGAUUAUGAAUUAACAGAGGAUUUUAGGGAAGAAGGCAUGCUGACAUGCGACAAUCCAACAGCAAUUGAAUGCCGAACAGUAGAAACCCAUAUUCCUGCUGCUGAAACAGGGCAAGUGUUUGAUACAUCAACCAACUGCACUGUAGAAGGGGGAUUAGGAUGCACCAAUAACCAACAGGAGGCAGGUAGUAGAUGCCAAAAUUAUGAAGUGAGAUAUUACUGUUCAGACAAAAGAUGUACUGAGAGAUGCCGAGCUGAUGCUGACUGCUUGAUGUACAAAGGGGGCAGGAAAAAAUACUGCACCUCAGGAGGACUAGUGACCCUUGUGAAAGGCUACUGCGAACCACAGAAGGUUGAUGGAGAAGCAUGCUCUCGUCAUCAAGAAUGUCAAAAGAAAAGAUUCUGCAAAAAUGCAAUAUGUAAAGAGGCAGAAGAAGCGGUUACAUGUCAUAUUUCAUGUGUAGGUCCUAAUCCCAAAAACCCACAGAGGAUCAAGGUUGGUGACAACGUAUAUGUGACAUACUCAUGCAUCUUUGUUAGACAAGGACCACAAGGACCAAUGUACAUUGAAGCAGAGCUUAUCUUACAUAGAAAAUUCAUAGUGGAAUCAGGGAAUGGCACCUCACCAUUGACGCUCAGUGGCCACCAUACUGAACUUAUAAAGCUUCCUGGAAUAUACACAUAUGAAAUACGCGGCGUGAUGAAAAACUGUAUUAACCAUAGGAAGUACUGCAGUUGGGGGAAAAGAUGUGUUAUUUAUGUGUAAUUCAACAUUAUGAAGUUUUAUUUCAGAUCAGUAAAUUUACUUGUAAGUCAAUAUAAGACAAUAUUAGAC
This is a messenger RNA of Owenia fusiformis, 1292 nucleotides long. Lineage: Eukaryota; Metazoa; Annelida; Polychaeta; Sabellida; Oweniidae. The record is from the annotation of a GenBank genome assembly.